Messenger RNA from Sclerotinia trifoliorum, 1472 nucleotides. The record is from the annotation of a GenBank genome assembly. Lineage: Eukaryota; Fungi; Ascomycota; Leotiomycetes; Helotiales; Sclerotiniaceae.
GGAGCUAGCCACUUGUGUGAUGGUUAUAAAGCAUUGCUAAACUUACACCUCUCAAUUAUCGCUGAGAAGGUUAAAAGAUUAUGAUAAACAUGUGAUAUCUCAGCCUUACGAAUCCUUGUUCGCGUCAACCUCGAUCAAACUUCUUUGGCAUUCAAUAUAUUAAACCAAAUACAAGAUGCCUCCAGAACUUGUACCAUCGGAUGAGGAAUAUGCAUCAUCGGAAGAUGAGGAUUUCGCCCCAGAUGCAGUACCAGCACAAGAAGAAUCAUCAGAGUCAGAAGCGGAAGAUGAAGAUUCUACUGCAGCAAUAGAUAAGCCGAAGAAAAAGACGGCAAAGAGGAAACGAGGGAAUGAUGAAGAGGCGGAAGAUGCCGGAUUCGAGAACUCGGGCGAUGAAGCUAUUAUUGAAAAGGGCUUGAAAAGGCGGAAGAAGAGGAGCAGGAAGGAUGGGAGAGAUGGGGAGGAAGAUGAGGGUGGUGAGGGGGGCUUGGUUAAGACUAGGAGUAUGCGCGCUCAAGAGUAUGUGUACGAUCAGAUAUUUGCGACCUUGGUUGCUGAUGAGUGUUUUUAGAAAGAUUGAGAAGAAACCCCUCGCAGAUACCAAAGCCGCAACAGUCAACGUAGAUGCCUUGUGGGCAGCCAUGAUAUCUGGCAAACCCACCUCGUCCACCAUUACCGAACCCAAACCUUCCGCAAAACCCUUAAACGUAUCCACAAGCCCAAAAACAGAAAGUAAGUCGCCGGAACUACAUAGAGGAUCCAGAGAACGGAGCAGCUUCAACGAAGGCCCAGAUUCCAUGGUUAUGAUAAAACGUACCUACAAUUUCGCUGGGAAAGUCAUCACGGAGCAAAAACUCGUACCGAAAGAUUCCGCUGAAGCAAAACUCUUCCUCGCAUCUCAAGAAUCUAAUGCUGGAAAGGAGGGUAAUAAGCAGAAAGAAGCAGAACUUUUCGUCAAACCCAAACGCAAUCUUAAAAAGGCUCGUCGUUCAAUCUUCGAACCUGUUAUAGAAAAUCUCACACCUCAAAGGACAGAUCUGUAUUUUGGCACAGCAGCGGCUGCGAGGAAUUUGGUUGGGGGUGUGGGUGCAGGCAAAGAAGCGAAGAAAUUAAAUACAGUAGAAAAGAGCGCGAUGGAUUGGGCUGGGUUUGUGGAUAAAGAGGGUUAUAAGGAUGAAUUGGAUGCAGCGGGCAAGAAGAAGGGUGCUUACGGAGAGAGACAGGCUUUCUUAGCGAGGGUGGAGGCUAAGAAGGUGGAGGAUGAGAGAAGAGCGAGGGGGUUACCUGUUUAGGGUAAUUAUGUUCUUUAUGAGGUUGCUUUUGAAGUCUGGAGUGUAGGAUAUAGGCGUUGUAUAUGAUUAUCGGAUUAUGAAUGAAUCCGAAUGAUUGGUAGCGUAGCAGGUUGAUAUAAUUGCAAUGCUGAUGUAUAGUCAAGGACUGAUCAUUAUGGAACUGCGUGGAUUGUGAACUAC